Aspergillus bombycis is the source of this 1623-nucleotide messenger RNA. RefSeq names its product catalase. Gene Ontology annotation, molecular function: catalase activity; heme binding. The transcript is spliced from 9 exons. Lineage: Eukaryota; Fungi; Ascomycota; Eurotiomycetes; Eurotiales; Aspergillaceae. Gene Ontology annotation, biological process: hydrogen peroxide catabolic process; response to hydrogen peroxide. Bases 1 to 1623 code for a protein of 540 amino acids. The record is from RefSeq and is a predicted model, not a curated record. Gene Ontology annotation, cellular component: peroxisome; cytoplasm; mitochondrion.
AUGGCCGAACGCUACUACACUCUGGCAGAAGGCUGCCCUUUUGCUAGCAACAGCUCCACCGUUCAACUGCGGAACAACUCUGGUGGUGGCCUUUCGUUGCUCCAAGAUACGCAACUCAUUGAGACUCUCGCCCAUUUCUCUCGUGAGAGAAUCCCUGAGCGUGUGGUCCAUGCCAAGGCGGCGGGCGCAUAUGGAGAGUUCGAAGCCACCAGCGAUUGCUCCGAUAUUACUUCCGCUAGCUUCUUGAGCAAGGCUGGCAAGAAGUCUCCCGUCCUCCUUCGCGUGUCUACAGUUGGACCUGAAGCCGGUUCGGCUGACACUACUCGUGAUGUUCACGGAUGGGCCAUGAAGAUGUACACGGAUGAGGGUAACUUGGAUUGGGUCUUCAACAACACGCCGGUCUUCUUCGUUCGCGAUCCAAUUAAGUUCCCUUCCCUGAACCGUUCGCACAAGAGACACCCGACAACUCAUCUUCCCGAUGCAAACAUGGUGAGUAGCCCACAUGGUUGCCAUUUGGCUAGUGGUAAAAUUAAUUCAGUGCUAAUGUUGGCUGUUUCUAUAGUUCUGGGAGUAAGUAUACUUGGUUCAGCACACAUCAACUCCUCCUGUAUUAACACUCUUAGCUUCCACGUCGGUAACCCCGAAGGUAUUCAUGAGCUUCUUCACCUUUUCAGUGACCGUGGAACACCCAAGUCGAUCCGCAACAUGAAUGCCUACAGUGGACAUACAUACAAGUUCACCAAGGAGGACGGAUCAUUUAAAUAUAUCAAGUUCCACAUCAAGAGCGCCAACGGUGUUAAGAACAUGACCACCGCGGAAUCCGUUAAGAUCGCAGGUGAAGACCCUGAUUACCUCAUUCGGGAUUUGUAUGAGGCCAUCGAGAAGGGCAACUACCCCGUGUGGAACGUCUACGUCCAGGUUAUGGAUCCAGCCGACGCGGAGACAUACCGUUGGAACAUCUUUGACAUGACCAAAGUUUGGCCUCACAAAGACUACCCGCUGAGACAAAUUGGAAAGUUGACCAUGAACCGCAAUCCUAAGAACUACUUCACCGAUAUUGAGCAGGCGGCCUUCUCCCCAUCCACAAUGGUGCCGGGUAUUGCGCCAUCGGCUGAUCCAAUGCUCCAGGCCCGUAUGUUCGCUUACCCCGAUGCGGCCCGGUACCGUCUCGGAGUCAACUACCAGCAGCUCCCAACCAACGCAGCCAAGGCGCCUGUCUACUGCCCUUACCAGAGAGACGGCGCCAUGCGGUUUGACGACAACUAUGGCGGUGAUCCCAACUACGUCGGCUCGUCCCUGCAGCCCACCAAGUUCUACCAAGAGGUGAAGAACUCGGGAGCCGCCCGACUGAGCGGACUGACCGAGCACGAGAAAUGGGUGGGAGAAGUGACCAACUUCCAGAGCCAGAUCACGGACGAUGACUUCGUCCAACCCGCUGGCCUCUGGGAAGUCCUCGGCAGGGAGCCCGGCCACCAGGACAGAACGAUUGCGAACCUUGCGGGCCAUAUCGCGGGCGUCCGCUCUCCCCAGCUGCGCAAUGCGGUCUAUGGACUCUUUGCGAAAGUUAAUGCAGACCUUGGUGCGCGUCUCAAGAAGGCAACCGAGGCUGCGGUGUCUGCGUAA